Molecule: messenger RNA, 1119 nt
Organism: Beta vulgaris subsp. vulgaris (sugar beet)
Lineage: Eukaryota; Viridiplantae; Streptophyta; Magnoliopsida; Caryophyllales; Amaranthaceae
Product: GRF1-interacting factor 2
Exons: 4
Coding region: 199-750 (183 amino acids)
Biological process (GO): positive regulation of transcription by RNA polymerase II
Cellular component (GO): nucleus
Molecular function (GO): transcription coactivator activity
Source: RefSeq, a predicted model, not a curated record
AAAAAGAGGAGAGGAUGAUGCAAACUUCAAUUUGGUCUCGUUUGCCACUGCCGCCUCUGCCAACCCCUUUCUCUCUCUAGUCUCUUACUGAACAACCCGACAUUUUCUCUGCUAAAACCCUGUAAUUUCUGCGCUCUUUUUUUAGGUCUUCAUUGGUUCUUUAAUCCUGUCACUAAAAAACUGCCAAAUUUGAGAAAGAUGCAGCAACAAUCACCUCAAAUGUUCAACCACCCACCUUCACAACCCACAAUUACUACAGAACAAAUUCAAAAGUAUCUGGAUGAGAACAAGCAGUUGAUUUUGGCAAUUAUGGAAAGUCAAAACUCUGGAAAAAUGAAUGAAUGUGCCCAGUAUCAAGCUCAGCUGCAGAAAAACUUGAUGUACUUGGCUGCAAUUGCUGAUGCUCAGCCACCAGCACCUACAGGACCCUCUCAGCCGCAGAAUUCUCAGAUGCCUAUGCAAUCGACCAUUCCACAAGGCCCUUUUAUGCCGCCUCCUAAACCUGCAAACACCCCACAGCAAACAGGUCCCAGAUUGCCCUUUGCUCUACAGUCGUUUGAUCAGCAGUCACCCCAUAUGCAAAUGCAAUACCAACAGUCCAUGGCAGGCUCCAUGGGUAUGAGAAUGGGUGGGAAUAAUGUUUUACGCCCUUCCAUCCAGACCGGAUAUGGAGCUCCAACACAUUUUAUGGAUGCACGGAACAGACAAGAUGGUUCUGAAGCAAGUCUCGGUGAUGAUCAUGGAAAGUAACCUAGCUAGGUGGUUGCUAAGAGAAUCAAGGAUCUGCAUGGGUGCUUUUGGUGAAACUUUUGCUACCCAAAGAUAAGAAACACUUGUUAGUUUCCUUACCUAGCAGAUUCCAUUGGUUUCAAGUAGGAGAAUUUGGUAUACUUUGCCAAGUUCAAUAGUUUUGCAUAGAAGAGUCUAAAUUGCCUUUUACAUCAGUCAAUUUGUAGGCAGCUAAGCUUGCAUUUAGAGAGAUGAGAUACAUGGCAAUUUACGGCAGUGCUUAAACUAAUAGAAAUAUCUAAAGAAUUAAAGAUGUUUUGUGGUUGGCCUUUUUGUAAGUUACAGCCAGAACUAAUAUUUCAUCUAUGAUAAUAUGCGUAAUGAUGUUAA